Cydia fagiglandana is the source of this 1124-nucleotide messenger RNA. RefSeq names its product X-box-binding protein 1 (gene Xbp1). The transcript has 4 exons. NCBI's taxonomy places the organism in Eukaryota, Metazoa, Arthropoda, Insecta, Lepidoptera, Tortricidae. Gene Ontology annotation, cellular component: nucleus. Gene Ontology annotation, biological process: regulation of DNA-templated transcription. The coding region runs from base 344 to 985 and encodes 213 amino acids. The record is from RefSeq and is a predicted model, not a curated record. Gene Ontology annotation, molecular function: RNA polymerase II transcription regulatory region sequence-specific DNA binding; DNA-binding transcription factor activity, RNA polymerase II-specific.
GUAUCGUGGUAGGGAGGAAUGUUAAACGUCACUUAACUAUCUCUCUUUUUCAUAGACUGACUGUAUCUCGCUAUCCUCGUCGUUCGAAAUUGUCAACGCGUCGAUUCCGCCCCCUGAUAACUCUCCGCCAAUCACGUAAAUCCACGACGCAGUUUCUCGAACGUACAGUACAAAUCGAGCUUCUAAUCAUGAAAGACGCACAUUCGGCUCGUUACUCGACUUCUAAUAAAGUGAAGUGAUUCUAAUGCUUUUCAAACAAGCGAUACGCGGUAGUAUGCGACCGUCACAGUAACAUCAAUUGGUAUCAGAGUGUUUUGUUUUGAAGAAUAGCGUCAGCUUCAAGAUGAGUGCUCCGAUAAUCAUCACGGUACCGAACAACUACCUGGCGGUGGAUGAGGACACAAAGGUGGUUCUGGAGCCGGCGUCGCCCGCCCCGUCGCGGAAGCGCCGGCUGGACCACCUUUCAUGGGAGGAGAAGAUGCAAAGAAAGAAGCUGAAGAAUCGUGUGGCGGCACAAACGUCCCGCGAUCGCAAGAAAGCCAAGAUGGACGAGAUGGAAACCAAGAUCCAGGAGUUGGCUGACAGGAAUGAGCGGCUGAUUAGUGAGGUGGAAAGCCUGAAGGCGCUGAACGAGCGUCUGUUGAGCGAGAACGCGGCGCUGCGCGCGGCGCGCAGUGUCUCGGGGGCCCGGGGACCGGCAGAGUCUACUCCUCGGCAGCAGGAGGGGCCCCCGACGGCACUGCGCGCGGCGCGCCUGCUGCUGGCGAUGUGUCUCCUCUCGCAGACCUCCUCCAGCACCUCGAGUCAGAAGAGUACCUGGACACCUUGCAACAGCUUGCCGACUCACUCAUCAAGGAAAUUGAUGCAGGCGGUGCAGGAGCGGCUCAAGAUGUCCCAGUGCGGGACACUGGAGAGCGCGCUGAAGGAGCUCAAGUGGUGGGGCCCGCAGCAGAGCACCUGGAACCCAGUGAAGAUGCAGUCAUAGACCUCAAGCACGACGUGCACAGGAUACUGACCCAGCACUCCUACGCGCACCCCUACACUGACGCGCCCGACACGGACACACACGACAAGGGAGACAUGUUCUACGCCAGUCUACAGGAGAACUGCGUCACCGUUGAAGU